Molecule: messenger RNA, 2992 nt
Organism: Paramecium octaurelia
Lineage: Eukaryota; Ciliophora; Oligohymenophorea; Peniculida; Parameciidae
Source: the annotation of a GenBank genome assembly
AUGAUAAAUCGGUCACCUACGAUGAAAUCGACACAUAAAUAGAAUCAGAGCUUGGAUCCCUUGCUCAUUUUAACUCCUCCAAGUAGCUUACGUGAGAUCAGUUGUUCGUUUCGGGGUAAUUUGAAUCGAUAUGUUUCGAUACAAAGUCGAAGAAACAAAUAUGAGCAGCAAGAGGAUUCACAUCAAUAAAGAUAAUUUAGAUUGCAUUUGCAAAGAUUGUAUCAAGAAUCAUUCAUCAAACAACUACUGGAUAAAGCUAUGCCAGCCAGCCGAAUGAACAACUAUUAGAAGUAAGUUCUUGAUGAUUUGUAAUUUGGGUAGGAUACAUAAAUAGAUGAUAUAGACAGUACUUGUUAUAAAUUUAUGUUCAACUAUCUGAACAAUUAUCCUAUCAUAUAACCGUAAAGCAGUUUAAAACUGUGUUCGGAUAUAAUUUUCAUUAUAAACACAUUGAUGAUAUUUAUAUGGUUGCCAUUUAAGUAUUCAUUUGAAUUCGAUUCGAUUCUCUAAAUAUUAAAUUAUGGUUAUUACUACAUAAUUGAAUAUUUGUUGGUGGUGAUGUUGAUAUUUGAAAUGAUUAUCUCAUUUAACUAGGCUUACAUAUUUAAGGGGAAAGUAAUUAAGUAAUAAAUUCUUAUUGUAUUAGUUAGCGCUAUCAUAUAAUAUACAACUAUUUGAAAUAGGACAUGAUUAAGGACUUUAUCUGUUUGGUUUCCUUGAUAGUUCUUUUAUUCUAAACUUUGGAGGUGGCAGAAUUGAAUCUGGCAUUGUUGUGUGUAUUUGGGAUUCUUUAAGGAGCCAAAUUGUUGAAGGUGGUGAACAAUACUCAGGAAUACUUUAAUUUUUAGCAAAACAAUUUAAUUCCAUUGAUUAUCAAUUUGAUUGCAGUAAUUUAUGUGAUCCAUUUGGUGUCAUGUAUAUGGUACACAUUAAUAAAGGAUAUAAAUAAUUUAAAAUCGUUAGAGAAUGUAUUUCAAUAAUACGUUGAAUGUUUCCAUUGGGCAUCAGUCUACUUGACUAGUUCAGGACUUUCGAAUUUAGAGUCACACAACAAUGAGCAAUUGAUAUUUUCAUCGAUGAUAUCAAUAAUUUCAAUAUUGAUAAAUGGAUUUGUAACAAUAAAGAUUGGAUUCUUUUUGUAUAAUCAUUCUUAGAGAAUUAAACACAACUAAUACAUUAACAUGAUGACAAAUUAUAUGAAUUUAAACAGCAUAAAUUUGAAUUUACAACAUAGAAUCCGCAGUUAUUUGCAAUACAUUUAUAAAGUAAUUUAAAAUAAUAAUUAUUAUUUAGUAAGAACAGUAAAUGAAAGAUGAAGACAUUACUUAGAUAAUGGGUAAGUUGUCACUUUAAUUAAGAAGUGAAUUGAAGCAUUAAUUGUAGGCUAAUAUUUUAGAGCAAUGCAAAAUGAUAUCCUCAAAUUUCUCUAUUAAAUUGAGAAAAUAGUUGGUGUAUUAUAUGGAGGAAGUGAAAACAAUACCUGAGUAAAGAAUCUUGAGUUUGAAUGAGUAGGAUGACAGUUCAAUCUAUUUUAUAAAUAAGGGAGAAGUGAAUGUGAUAUUUGAAUAAACAAACAAUAUGAAUGAGAAGCAUUCUCGUAAUCAUAUAAAGACUUUGCAAAAAGGAGAGUACUUUGGAUUUUUAGGGUUUAUAACUGGAUGCUCAAGGACAGCUACAAUAAUUAGCAAAGGGUUCUGCUAAUUGUACAAGAUACAAAGGAAACAUUUUGUAAAUUUGCUUGAACAAUUUCCAGACGAUAAGGAGAAAUUCUACAUGAUAAAGGACAAGGUCUAAUUUCAGCAGGACUUAUCUAUGCUAGACGUGAGAUGUUAUAGUUGCAAAUCUACUAGUCAUUUGGUGAAUUAGUGUCCAUUCUUACAUUAUUAACCAGAUAAGGAUAGAGUGAUCAAAUAACAAUUGUAUCCAAUCCAAUAAGAAAGAGAGGAGAUGUAAUAUAAAUAGACAUGUAUCUAGUUAACGCAAAUCCAAAUAUAUCAAUGCCAUGUUGUAACAAACAGUAAUUCAAGAUUUGGCUAAAGAAUUGAUGAAGGAUUUGGAACACGUGGAAGCAAGUGAGAACUUAUCAGAAGAGGAAUCCUAGGAUGUUCAAACAAGAACUAUAAAAAGUAUAAUGGAUUUCUUUAAUAGGCACCUCGAAUAUCCAAACCAAAAGUUUAAGCAAAUCUAUCAGUUAGUAUAGCAAUCAGUUGAGUAGGUUUAGUCAUAGGCCUUCUUAAACUUUGACAGUGGGAUUGAGUUAAAAUUAUCAGUCAUCCAAAUCUCAGGAGGAAAUAGGCAAGUUUGAAUAGGAGGUGUUGAAGAAGAUGUCCCUGCAAAGGAAAUCUUAAUAGAAGGAGACGGCAGGAUUUGGAGCCAAAUUUGAAUCUCAGAUGCAUAACCCAAUUCAGGAGAAUGAUGAAGAUAUACCAGUCAUUGAUAUCAUAGACGAAGAAUUUUAGUUGCAAUAGUAGGAGAAUUAAAGGGUUGCACAAUAGUUUUACUACUCAGAUAGGAGUCCAAGAAUUUACAGGAGAGUAUCAUAAAGAGUUACAUUUGAUCAAAAUUUGUUUGGGAUGAGGAAACGAAGGUCAAGCAUAAUUUAUGAGAAUUACAUUUAACAAUUGUGUGAGGAAGAACACUAUUAAAUCGAAUUCGUAAGAUUGCUUUCAUUACCAACCAUAGCCCAUCAUUACACAGCCAUCUGUAGGAGACUUCGAUAAAAUCUGUGAGUUCAGAGAGUAUUAUCCAGAGUAUAACAUCUCCAGAGUGAUGAAGUUUCUCUAGAGAGUGGCCUCUACAUAUCAUAGACAAAACAUCAAUUCCUUAUACUCUUUCUUGUUUAUUGCCAUUCAGAAGGGAUAAGCCAUGAAGGACAAAUUAAAUCAUUUUCAGAGCAGAGGAACCAUCAAGCCAAGCUCGAAUAAAAGGAUAUAUAAGUAAUGACAUUCAUAUAUGAAUUAGGAAAGGCAAAGUUAAAACAGUUAUAUUUUGA